Darwinula stevensoni is the source of this 804-nucleotide messenger RNA. Lineage: Eukaryota; Metazoa; Arthropoda; Ostracoda; Podocopida; Darwinulidae. The record is from the annotation of a GenBank genome assembly.
GAGGGAAGUCCUUCGUCCCCUCCGCAUCAAUCUUCGCACAUCUUUCACCUUCUCAGGAGUGCCGAGAACAUGGGAUCGGCUUCGGCCUGGCGAGGCAGAGAGCUGUCGACCCCGCUGCCGACGAUCCUGCUGUCGAACGAGGGGAUGAGGAAGAAACCCCUUUUCCUACCCCGCGGAAGAAUCCAAAUCGACUCGGGAUGCCUGUCGCUGCACUGCGAGCACGCGAUAGCGAAGAAGGACCCCAUCUCCCCGCACGAUUUUCCCCGGAUCCUCCGAAGGUAUCCGGAUCCCGGACCCGGCCCCCGACUGCCUUCCACUCCGGUCUCGCCCGUCUCUUUCGCGAGAGCCUCCUCGUCCGAGCCUCCACGACCGCCCAAGAAGAUCCAUAAGAAGAUCAGAGGAAGGAACACAGAAUCAGGGGAAGCAGUGGCGGAAGAUCCUAGGGGAUACCCAGAGUUAGAACUGAAAGGAACCAGCCUGUUCAAGAACCGUGACGGGAAUGGAAUCAUAAACGGCUUCACCCUGGGUCCCCUCGUGUGGAAGCCGGAGGAGAGCUGCGACACCCGGCUGGUGUCUUCGACGGACGUCGUCUUCGACGACUCGAGGAUCUCCGACUGGCUCCGGUCCCUCUGCCACUCAGCCGAUGAGGACCUGAAUCGAGCAGUGGACGCCCUCAUCCGCGUAUACGACGCUAAGAGAGGAACGACGGAAGAGGGAAAAGACGCCAGACCCUCGCGUCUGGAUCCCAGAACCGCACUCAACGCCUUCCCGCCCCCCUCCGAGGGUCACGACUCGCCUGGAUGA